UGAUUCCACGUUGGCCCGGACGUGGCAGUCGCGGUGAAUCAGAGCAGCAGGAACCGAGAGAAGCCUCCAUCACCGCCUCUCUUCUGCCGGAGCGAACCCAGCAGCGUUUCUCUCCCCCCACGACAACACUCGCCUGUCCCCGCGCAGCCAUGGGCCUCACGCUGACCUCUCUCUUCGACCGGUUCUUCGGUAAAAAGCAGAUGCGGAUCCUGAUGGUCGGGCUGGACGCUGCAGGAAAAACAACCAUCUUGUACAAACUGAAGCUUGGAGAAAUUGUGACCACCAUCCCAACCAUUGGUUUCAAUGUGGAGACGGUAGAAUAUAAAAAUGUUAGUUUCACUGUGUGGGACGUCGGUGGACAGGACAAGAUCAGACCUCUCUGGAGACACUACUUCCAGAACACACAGGGCCUCAUCUUUGUAGUGGACAGUAACGACAGAGAUCGAGUGGAAGAGUCUGCAGAAGAACUCUCAAAGAUGUUGAUGGAGGAUGAGUUGAAAGACGCAGUUCUGCUGGUGUUUGCUAACAAACAGGACCUCCCCAACGCCUUAUCAGUCAGCGAGCUCUCAGACCGACUUCGCCUGCAGACUCUCCGCAACAAAAAUUGGCACAUUGAGUCCACCUGCGCCACCCAUGGCACUGGGCUGUAUGAAGGAAUGGACUGGCUAUCCAAAGAACUUUCCUAGGAAUGAAGAACUGGCUGGACAGAGAGUGAGAGAGACUGAACACCACAGCACAGGAGAGAGAAGGCACAGACACUCAUACAGAAACAUUUGGUCUUCAAGCACCGGUGUUCAAAGAGGGACAAGGCUGGUGGACAAUAUAAUCAUCUUUGGGAAAUUUUACUAUUACUUGUUUCUUAUUUUGUUAUCAGUGCGAUUAACAUAUUGUCUUUUCACUUUCGGUACUUUUCUCCAUUUGUUACCACACUCUUACGUGACAACAAGUUUUAAUCCAGUUACACACUGAGCAAAUGGCUUAAUAUGGAAAUUAAUCAGAAACAAUAAAAAGCAAGUGGCUUUUCCAAUCGA
Molecule: messenger RNA, 1031 nt
Organism: Platichthys flesus (European flounder)
Lineage: Eukaryota; Metazoa; Chordata; Actinopteri; Pleuronectiformes; Pleuronectidae
Product: ADP-ribosylation factor 4-like
Exons: 6
Coding region: 150-686 (178 amino acids)
Biological process (GO): vesicle-mediated transport; intracellular protein transport
Cellular component (GO): cytoplasm; plasma membrane
Molecular function (GO): GTP binding; GTPase activity
Source: RefSeq, a predicted model, not a curated record